AAAACAAUGAAUGGUGUCUCUAGUCAAACAACACAACAUGGAGGAACAUAGCAGAGGGGACACCGAUGGUCUUCUUCAACAAGACCUAAACAACAACCGAAGUGGAUCUGAACAGCAUCGUUCACCUCUCAGACCAGACCCCUGUGACUUCCUGUUGGAUGCUAUUGAUGCUCAGCAUAAAAAACUGCAGGUCAACACCUGUAAACAAGACGGCAGAAAAUCAGCACCAUUUAAGUGGAGUGAGUCUUUGAGCAAAGACACAGGACUGGGCAGUACAGUGUCCCAGACAAACGACACUCCCAUGUCUUCCUUGGAUUUAAUGCACACUCCAACUGCAGAACAAACAUCAGAUGGAAGUAUCCCAGCUCCUGUCACAUUCGUGGAGGCUACAAAGGACGUGGAUGUGUGGACAAUUAGCAAAAUGGGGACGGAGUCUCACAAGGAGCAGGUCCUGUGGAGACUAGAAAGACUUCUGGGAGACGCAUGUGAGCAAGGUGCAAUUUCAGGUGAAGACCAUCUUCCUUCAGAAAGUAUCUGCACUGAGGACUUUGUGAGAUGCUUUCGACUGGAGAUGGUGGAUUUGGCAAUGCCACAGGGCAAUGUACAAGAGCUGGACACAGAGGAGGAGGCUGAGAGGACACUGAUCUCUGAUGCUGACACUUGCCGGAGUCACCAAAAUAUAGACAGUCGUGUCAGUUCUGAGAAAAGCAGUAAAUACAAGCCAGAACAAAAGGAUGAAUGUCCUUCACACAGCUCUGGAAUUUCAAAAUUACACAAAGGAGUUGGACUUAGGCACAACACAUCACAGAGUCCUGAAGAUAGUUGCAUCAUUUACGACCCAGAGGUGGAAAAAGAACAUCGGAACCACAAGAAUAUUUCUUCUCCGAAAGCCAGGUGUUUAGCAGGCGUACAACUCUGGAAUUUUGACACUGUGUCUAUUGACAGUGACCUUGACUCGGUCUGUACAGUGCAAGUAAGAGAACAUCUCCUGAAACGUGCCGGAGAUUUUCAAAACAAAAGCUCUCUUCUCCCUAAAGCCCAGUGUGGUAGAGGAUAUAUGUCAAGAGCUGAGUUUUCUUUGGGCAAUGAGCACAAAGACUUAAAUGAGGAGUCAAAUGAAGACUGGAGCAGGAGGUCCCAGCUUGAGAGGGCAUCAGAGAAUAUGCACUCUGCUUGGGAGAAAAUGAACUCUCGACUGUCCUCCCUGAGACAAAAAUGUGAGAAAGAGGAGGAGACUCUACGAAUGAGAAAGUCUCAUUUAGCUGAGGUUGAGCACUCCCUCUCUGAAUUGCAGCUGAGGAGAAAGCAUGCCAUGCAGGAUCUGGAGCGUCUCAGUGCUGAGUCGGAGCACAUGGAGACAGAAAAAAAACAACUGGAGCAUUUGCUAAAAGACAGUAAAGCAGAUAGAGACUCAAUGAGUUGCCAGUUGCAGAAACUUCAGAGGGAAAAAGAGUCUUGUGUCAUAGAGCUUAGAAGUAUGGAAGAAGAACUUAAGAAGAAAGAACAGUUCUGUGUGGAAAAGAACAACAUGUUUGUGUUGGAGAGGCAGGAGUUGGACAGACAGCUGGAUUGUGCCAAAACUGAACUCUUCUCUGAACAGCGGCGGGCAAGAGAGAAGCUAGAAUCCAUGCAACAAAUGUUGGAGGAAACUUGUGAGGAACUCUUGAGGGUCUCAGAGGCAGAGACCUCACUGAGGAACAGGUGUACUUGUCUGGAGGAGAAAGAGAGGCAGAAAAACGAGGAGAACGAGAGAAUUCAGUGUCAAACACGUGAGCUGCAGAGAGAACUGGGAGCUUGUAAAGCUCGCGUUGACACACUGGAGAAAAUGUUAGAUCAAAAGGAGCAACAACUGCUGGACUUACAGGAGCAGCGUGGAGGCUUACAAGCAGAAGGAGACAGACUGAGGGGGGAGCUAGAGUUCACGAAAUGCCAACACUACAAUGCUCUUAAAGAAGCCAGAGAACACACACACUCAAUGAUGGAGGCAGCUCUGAAGCAGCAGAUGAAAGAUUUAGUCUUGACCCAUGAGCAGCAAACACAAAGGGCAAGGGAAGAUGAAGCAAAAAGACUGAAGAAUUCUCUUGAGCACCAGAAGGAGGAGUCCAAGAAACGUGAAGAAGAGCUGCACACGGAAACACUGGAAAAGGUGCACAAGGCCAUAGAAGAGGAGAGGAGGAAAGCAGAAUAG
Entelurus aequoreus (snake pipefish) is the source of this 2188-nucleotide messenger RNA. Its product is annotated as DNA ligase 1-like. Lineage: Eukaryota; Metazoa; Chordata; Actinopteri; Syngnathiformes; Syngnathidae. The coding region runs from base 11 to 2188 and encodes 725 amino acids. The transcript has 20 exons. The record is from RefSeq and is a predicted model, not a curated record.